CCAUUUAUAAUUAUAUUUCGCGCCUAUUGUUAAGCUACAAUUUCAAUUUAUUUACAGCAAUAAUCGAAUAUAAAAGUUUUGUAUUUGUCAAGAUUUACUAAUUAUAAGUAUUGCUUAUGCUUACGGUUGUUAAAUCGGUGUUUUUUAAAUAAUGUUCUCCAUCUGCUAACUUCAAUAUUUUAACUCGCAAAAGUCUGGCAGCCCCUAAUUCAUCGCUUGGUUUUUAUCGAUAUAUUCCCGCCAAUCCCGCUUCAAUACGCUCCAGCCCUGGCCAUAAAAUAAAUGAAACUGAGGCACAACACGGGGAAUUUAAUCAAAAAUAUCUAGUUAAAAUGUCCGAAUCACCUUCUGGUCCCCGCGCCAAGCGUCAGCGAAUAGACAAAAAUGGCAGGUUCGCAGCAAUGGAAAGACUUCGACAACUGAAGGGAACCAAGAACAAAUGCCAGGUGGAAGACCAGGUUGAUGAUGUAUACGAUGUGGUGGACGAGCGAGAAUAUGCAAAGCGGGCGCAGGAGAAAUACGGCGACGAUUGGAUUGAAGAAGAUGGAACUGGUUAUGCAGAAGAUCUUCGGGAUUUCUUCGAGGAUGAAGAUGAUUACUCUGAUAACGAAGAGAAGGGAAAAGACUCUAAAAAGAAAAAGGGCGUUGCACCCCACGGAAAGAAAAGAGCCCGUGAAGAUGAAAAACCUGUUAAAGGAAAGGCGUCAAUCAAGAAUCUAUUCAGCAAUGCAGUUCCAAAAAAAGUGGACAUCAAAAACAGUGUCAAAGAUGAUGAUAUCCUAGCUGAUAUUCUGGGAGAGAUCAAAGAAGAGCCUGCAAGCACAUCUGAAAAGGUUGAAAAGAUUAUAGCGCCGGCGAAAAUAUCUGUUUCCUCGCGAAAAUCCGAAGCCGCAGCAGCGAAGGAUUACAUGAACAGCUUCCUCAACAAUAUCAAAGUUCAGGAGCAGGAACGAAAGAAAGCGGAGGCUAGUAGUGAUAAUGAAAUGUUGGAGCGCAUCCUUAAACCAAAGGCCACAGUUCCAAACACAAAAGUGGCCUUCUUCUCUACUCCUACGGUUAAGAAGGAACCUGCUCCUGAAAAACCACCUGCCAAAGAAGCAACGGAAGAUCCCUUCUCCGAUAAUGAUAUGGAUUUCAGCUGUCUGGAUGACGACGAAAACCAAUUCGAUGUGGAGAAGGAGCAGCCCAAGAAGACUACCCAAACUAAAACAGCAGCUGAGAAAACAUCCUCAUUAAAAGUCGUCGAAAAAGUAACGCCCAAAAAGGAGCCAGCUGGUUCCCCAAAGGAAAGUGAGCCGGAGGACAUGAGCAAGCUACUGAGCAACUGGGAGUCUAUCUGCCAAAUGGAUGAUGACUUUGAAAAAUCCGUGCUCACUGCGGAACAAGAAUCACCCAUCUCCGCCGAUAAACAGCUUCGCUUUUGGUGUUGGGAAGCCUGGGAGGAUCCAGUUAAGCUGCCCGGCGAGGUCUUUCUCUUUGGAAGAACUGCCGAUGGAGUGUCUGUCUGCGUGCGGGUGCAGAAUAUCAACCGAGUGCUCUAUCUGCUACCACGACAAUUUCUACUGGAUCCCAUUUCGAAAGAGCCUACCAAGCAAAUGGUUACCGUGGCAGAUAUCUACAAGGAGUUUGACAGCGAGGUGGCCAGCGCCCUUAAACUGGACACGUUCCGAUCCCGCAAAGUGACUAAGAGUUUUGCCCACCACGCCAUUGGUAUUGAAGUUCCCCAAUCUUGUGAUUACUUAGAGGUUCACUACGAUGGCAAGAAACCGCUGCCCAAUUUGUCGGCAACCAAGAAAUAUAAUUCCAUAGCGCAUAUUUUUGGGGCCACUACUAACGCCUUGGAACGUUUCCUCCUAGAAAGGAAAAUCAAGGGACCCUGCUGGUUGCAGGUGAGUGGAUUUAAGGUUAGCCCAGUGCCCAUGAGUUGGUGUAAAACGGAGGUAACCGUGUCAGAGCCUAAAAAUGUGGAAUUGGUACAAGAUAAAGGCAAACCAGCGCCACCACCUCCUCUUACUCUACUAGCACUCAAUGUGCGCACCUCAAUGAAUCCCAAAACUUCAAGGAAUGAGAUAUGCAUGAUUUCGAUGCUGACCCACAAUCGAUUCCAUAUCGAUCGUCCUGCUCCGCAGCCCGCUUUCAAUCGACAUAUGUGUGCUUUGACUCGUCCAGCGGUGGUUAGUUGGCCCUUGGACUUGAACUUUGAGAUAGCCAAAUAUAAGUCCACCAAAAUAUACAAACACGAUUCGGAAAGAGCCUUGUUAAGUUGGUUCUUGGCCCAGUACCAACAGAUAGAUGCCGAUCUCAUUGUGACCUUUGAUUCAAUGGAUUGUCAGCUGAAUGUUAUUACCGAUCAAAUUGUGGCCCUGAAGAUUCCCCAAUGGUCCCGAAUAGGGCGUCUUAGAAUGACCCAAUCAUUUGGCAAGCGUUUAUUGGAUCACUUUGUGGGUAGGAUGGUUUGCGAUGUAAAGCGUUCAGCGGAGGAGUGUAUAAGGGCCAGGUCCUAUGAUCUCCAAACCCUGUGUAAACAGGUCCUGAAGCUUAAGGAAUCUGAAAGAAUGGAUGUGAAUGCCGAUGAUCUUCUAGAGAUGUACGAGAAAGGAGAGAGUAUCACCAAGCUCAUAUCCCUCACCAUGCAGGAUAACUCCUAUCUACUAAGGCUGAUGUGUGAACUAAAUAUCAUGCCCUUGGCUUUGCAAAUCACCAAUAUUUGUGGCAAUACGAUGACCAGAACCCUUCAAGGAGGUCGAUCCGAACGGAAUGAGUUCUUACUUCUACAUGCUUUCCAUGAGAAGAACUACAUAGUGCCGGAUAAAAAGCCGAGCACAAAACGGGGAGAUUUAGACGCCACAUUAGCUGGUGCCGAUGCUACUUUGACAGCCAAAAAGAAGGCAGCCUAUGCUGGUGGCUUGGUUCUGGAACCAAUGCGUGGUCUUUACGAAAAGUUUGUCCUCUUAAUGGACUUUAAUUCCCUGUAUCCAAGUAUAAUUCAGGAGUACAACAUAUGCUUCACCACUGUCCAACAGCCCGUAGAUGCGGACGAGUUGCCCACUCUACCAGAUUCCAAAGCAGAUGCUGGAAUAUUGCCUCUCCAGUUGAAGCGUCUUGUGGAGUCGCGAAAGGAGGUGAAGAAGCUAAUGGCAGCACCUGAUCUUUCUCCUGAACUACAGAUGCAGUACCACAUUCGACAGAUGGCGCUGAAGCUAACAGCCAACUCUAUGUAUGGUUGCUUGGGUUUCGCCCAUUCACGAUUCUUCGCCCAGCAUUUGGCUGCUUUGGUUACCCACAAAGGCAGAGAAAUCCUCACGAACACACAGCAGCUCGUGCAAAAGCUGAACUAUGACGUGGUUUAUGGUGACACGGAUUCCAUUAUGAUCAAUACCAAUAUAACAGACUACGACCAGGUCUACAAGAUUGGCCACAGCAUCAAGCAGAAUGUAAAUAAACUGUACAAGCAGCUGGAGUUGGAUAUCGAUGGAGUCUUUAGCUGUUUGCUGCUGCUGAAGAAAAAGAAGUAUGCUGCUGUCAAGUUGAGCAAGGAUUCUAAGGGUAACCUGAAGAGGGAACAGGAGCACAAAGGUCUGGAUAUAGUGCGUCGCGAUUGGUCUCAGCUGGCUGUAAUGGUGGGAAAAGCUGUUCUCGAUGAGGUUCUAUCCGAAAAGCCACUGGAAGAAAAAAUCGCCGCAGUACAUGCCCAACUUGGAAAGAUAAAAGAUCAAAUAGCAGAAGGUGCAGUACCUCUUCCGUUGUUCGUUAUCACCAAGCAGCUUACGCGGGCUCCUCAGGAAUAUCCGAAUAGUGCUUCGUUACCCCAUGUCCAGGUGGCUCUUCGCAUGAAUCGGGAGCGCAACAGGCGGUACAAGAAGGGGGAUAUGGUGGACUAUGUUAUCUGCUUGGAUGGCAGCACAAAUGCUGCCAUGCAGCGAGCCUAUCAUUUGGAUGAGCUCAAGAGCAGCGAGGAUAAAAAGCUUCAGCUGGACACUAUUUACUAUCUGGGACAUCAGAUACAUCCGGUGGUCACGCGCAUGGUGGAGGUGCUAGAAGGAACCGAUGCGAGUCGCAUUGCAGAGUGCCUCGGCAUGGAUCCCACCAAGUUCCGACAGAAUUCUCAGAGAGUCCAACGAGAGGCCACCGAGCAGUCCGAGAGCGAGACCCUCCUCAAAACGACCCUUCAGUUGUACCGCCUUUGCGAACCUUUCCGGUUCCAGUGCGUGGCCUGUAAGACGAAGCAGCUGAUGGCCAGUGCCUUCCGUCCUGGAGCCAGCAACUCUCACAUAGCCGUUCUGCAGCAAUGCUCAAAUUCUGAGUGUCAAACGGCACCUGUUCAAUACCUGGCCAGCGUCCGCAAUCAGCUGCAGCUCUCCAUUCGACGGUAUGUGCAGCGUUUCUACAAAAAUUGGAUGGUCUGCGAUCAUCCGGAUUGUAACUACAACACGCGGACCCACACCUUGAGGAAGGAGUUGCAUCGACCGCGGUGCCCGAAGUGCAAAAACGGCAGCCUGCUGCGUCAGUAUACGGAGCGGGACCUGUACAAUCAACUCUGUUACCUGCGAUUCAUGUUUGACCUUGGCAAGCAACAGCUGCAGCAAAAACCCACCCUAACGCCGGAGCUGGAGCAGGCCUACCAACUCCUUUACGAAACGGUGGAUCAGCAACUGCAGACCUCCGCCUACGUGAUUAUCUCGCUAAGCAAAAUCUUUGGCCGGACCUUGGCUCUGAUGUCUUUGCAACCGCCGAGACCGAGUCCCCACAAUGAUUUAAUAGCUAGCACUUUGGCAGAUGUCGUCUAAGUCUUUAAUUAACUAGCCUUUGUAAGAAUUUCCAUUAAAAAUACUACAAAACAAA
This is a messenger RNA of Drosophila eugracilis, 4842 nucleotides long. RefSeq names its product DNA polymerase alpha catalytic subunit (gene DNApol-alpha180). The record is from RefSeq and is a predicted model, not a curated record. Gene Ontology annotation, molecular function: pyrimidine nucleotide binding; chromatin binding; DNA replication origin binding. Gene Ontology annotation, cellular component: alpha DNA polymerase:primase complex. Gene Ontology annotation, biological process: lagging strand elongation; mitotic DNA replication initiation; DNA replication. The transcript is spliced from 6 exons. Lineage: Eukaryota; Metazoa; Arthropoda; Insecta; Diptera; Drosophilidae. Bases 333 to 4787 code for a protein of 1484 amino acids.